CUUGGAAGACCAAGCAUAACAUUCAGCUCCUUCUCUAAAGCUUUCUGCCUUUCAUUAGAGAAGUGCCUGGGUGUCAUACCUCAACUUCACCUCGCUCAAAUCCACGCCCGCCUCGGGCCUGCGCAAAUCUCACACCAGGUGUCUCGAGUGUGAACUUGACACGGCGUCGCCAUGGCUGCUCAGUCGUUGAGCUCGUUGCUGCAACGAGCCUCCAUUGAUGAUCACGACGAAGUUCUCCAGUCCGCCAACGACGCAUUGGCGAAGUCGAAAAUAGAUCAGCAUGCACAGCACAUCAAGAUCGUUGCUUUGUUGAAAUUGGACCGCUACGACGACUGCCUGCGCGUAUUCGAGGAAGCCGGUGACGGUUUGAAGAAGCGGGCUGCUCUGGAAUAUGCCUACGUUCUUUACAAGUCCGGCCAGCUGGAGCAGGCCAUAGAAGUGGUGUCUGGAGUAACUGGCGACCGUGGUGCUCUUCACUUGGAAGCCCAAGCUAGCUACCGUGCUGAGAAGUUCCGACGUGCGGCCGAGCUAUACGAAGACCUGUCAAAAGAUGGUGCAUCAUUGUCCAACGAGGAAAACGACCUGCGCAUCAACGCCUGGGCCACGGAUGCCCAGCUGCAGUGGAAGGGAUACCCAGAGUUUGUCCGCCAUAACAGACCAACUCGCGACGAUUUGGAAGCAUUCGAAACCGUCUACAACGCUGCAUGCUUGAGCAUAGCCAAGGGCGAAUUCGAGCAGGGAGAAUUGCUCUUGAAGCGAGCAAAGGAAUUGUGCCGCACGUCAGAAGAUCUCACGCCAGAGGACAGGGAUGCUGAAUUGCUCCCCAUUGCCGUGCAGCAGUUGUACGUCUUGCUCCGCCAAGGCAAGUCCGAGGAAGCUCAAUCCAUCCUAGAGGAGAUCUCUGUCAAAGACAUCCCCGAAGCCUCGACCAAGAAAAUCGCACAGACCAAUGCCACCCUCGCUCGCGGCGCCUCGGUCAACCCUUACGCCUUCUACAAGGCCCUCAAUGAGACCCCCGACUCGACAGAUAGCGACAAGCUCUUCGACUUCCAGAGCAACUUGACGGUCGGAAACUCGCACGCCGCCGACCUCCUCGUCCGCAAGUACGACGGAAUCAUCCGCUCUACCUCCAAAGCUCUCUCCCGUGCCGCCUAUCCCUCCACAGAACCCAGCGUGAACCUCCUCUCUGUGUACAACGCCGCCGCCCACGCCCACGGCGAGUCCGGCACAAAAGCGCUCAAGCCCGUCGUGGCGGCGCUCGACAAACGGCCUAAAGACCUGGGUCUGGCUCUGACUGCCGUGCAACUCUACGUCAGCGCCGGCAACACCACCUCCGCGAUCACCACCCUGGAGUCCACCCUCCAACUCCUGGACGAGUCCAUCUCCGAGCAAGACAAGGCAGUCCGCUUCAACCCGGGCGUCCUAAGCGUACUCAUCUCCCUCUACAAGCUCGAGGGCCGCAAGGUCCAGAUCCGCUCCGAACUCGCCAAGGCCGCAGCCUACUGGCAACAACAGAGCAGCAGCGACGAAUCGCCCAUUCCUCUCCUCCGAGCCGCCGGAGCCUCCCUGUUGCACUCGUCCGACCCCGCGGACCUCACCACGGCCGGCGAGCUCUUCAAGUCCCUCUACCAGUCCAACACAGCCGACCACUUCGCCGUCGCCGGCUACGUCGCCGCCCAGGCCCCCAUCGACUACACCAAGGUUGAGUCGCUAGUCAACCAGCUCCCGUCCGUCGCGGACCUGGUCGCCGAUGUUGACGUGGCUGCGCUCGAAUCAGCCGGUAUCGCGCCUUCUUCCGCUGCGAACGCCGCGGCCGCGGCCGCCAUCGCAGGGGCCCGGAAGAGGUCGGCCGCCGCCGGCAAGGACGACGGCGGCGCGGCGAAGAAACGUGUCCGGAAGUCGCGGUUGCCCAAGGAUUACGAUCCGAGCAAGACCCCGGACCCGGAACGCUGGCUGCCUCUGCGCGAUCGCUCGAACUACCGGCCCAAGGGUCGCAAGGGCAAGCAGCGCGCGGCGGACAGGACGCAGGGUGGUGUGGUGAGUGACAAGGCGGAGGAAUCUGCUGCGGCCACGAAUCAAACUAAGCCUCAAGGUGGUGGUGGCGGUGGUGGCGCUAACAAGAAGAAGAAGAAGGGUAAGCGGUAGUGGUACACAUCGGUAAUCUACUGUUGCUAUAUCUUUUCUUCUUAACUUCUAUUCAUGAGACAUGUCUUGCAUUGGCUGGCAGAGGAAAAAGAAGUCUUUUGAUUCCAUCAUGGGAGCAUGUAAAUAGAAAUUCGAACAAUCUGCUGUUCUGAUACAACUCCCCCUUUUCGCCUUCGAAGCAAAUUCAAAUAUGC
Messenger RNA from Aspergillus homomorphus CBS 101889, 2339 nucleotides. Its product is annotated as signal recognition particle subunit SRP72. Bases 172 to 2145 code for a protein of 657 amino acids. Gene Ontology annotation, molecular function: 7S RNA binding; ribosome binding; protein binding. Lineage: Eukaryota; Fungi; Ascomycota; Eurotiomycetes; Eurotiales; Aspergillaceae. Gene Ontology annotation, biological process: SRP-dependent cotranslational protein targeting to membrane. The transcript is spliced from 4 exons. The record is from RefSeq and is a predicted model, not a curated record. Gene Ontology annotation, cellular component: signal recognition particle, endoplasmic reticulum targeting.